Molecule: messenger RNA, 2439 nt
Organism: Dichotomopilus funicola
Lineage: Eukaryota; Fungi; Ascomycota; Sordariomycetes; Sordariales; Chaetomiaceae
Product: regulator of volume decrease after cellular swelling-domain-containing protein
Exons: 4
Coding region: 1-2439 (812 amino acids)
Cellular component (GO): membrane
Molecular function (GO): glycosyltransferase activity
Source: RefSeq, a predicted model, not a curated record
AUGAGUCUCCAAACAGUGCGGUCGCCCUUCGUCCUGGGGGACUACACCCCCCUCUCCGAACACCAAGAACAGACCCCCGACAGCUUCUACGAUGGCAAGCCAGUGCUGCACUACCACGCGACAGGCGUCAAAGCCUGGAUCCCCAAAUCGCAGCGGGGCAAACUGCCCUUCUUCCCGGCCGACCUCUCCUCUGCGCCAACGGCCCCCGAGAACGCGGCGUUGAGCGGGCAGACGGAGGAGAGUGUCGAGCAGGCGGUGGAUUUAUUCGUCAAUUCCCAGUGCGCAUCUUCGUUCACCCUUUCUGCGUUUCCCCUCUUGGGGAAAGAGAAAAGCAAAGCUAACCGAUCCAGAAACCUCUCCAUCUUCUGUCCCAGCGCCGAAUCCGGCGUGUCCAUCCCCUACCAACAAAUCUCCAUCCACGCCAUCAAAACCCUCCGCGCCGCCUCCGAGACUUACCCCUCUGUCUACCUCCAACUCGAACUCGCCGCAGGCGGAUCCAGCGACGACGACUUCGACACCGUCGAGCUAACCCUCAUCCCCCAAUCCCAGCCAACAACCACCCCUGCCCCCGAAGCCGAUAGCGCGACACCCAACAAAUCCCAAGCAACCCUCCUCUUCGACGCCAUAUCCGAGUGUUCCAACCUCAACCCCGACCCGGUCCAAGACGGCGAUGACGACUUCGACGCAGACGAGGACGGAGCACAGAUUAUUUUUGAGGGUGAUCAAGAAGCGAUUGAAGGGUUUAGCGGGGUGUUUGCGGGCGCGGCAGAUGGCGGAUUGCCGCCUGCUAUGCCGGGGAGUGGGGGGUGGAUUACGGCGGAGAAUGUGCAUGAGUAUUUUGAUGAGGAGGGGAAUUGGAUUGGGGAGGGUGCGGGUGGUGACGAGCAGGAGGAACUUGGGGAGGGGGCUGGGGUUGUGCAUGCGCGUGAGGAGGGAGAGGCUGAGGGUGAUGGAAUUAAUGGAGCUGGAGAAGAGGGGGAGACGAAACGGGCGAGGAGGGAUGGUUUACGCGUGACAAUGACCUCCUGGAACCGCGUCGGUCUCGGCCCCCAACACAACUGGCGACGCAACCCCCGCCGCCCCCCACGCCUCUUCGGUAUGCGCCUCCGUCCGCGAACCCUCCUCAUCCUCACCCUCACUACGUUUCUGCUCCUAAUCCUCCUCCCCUACGACAACACCAUCCGCCUCGCCUUCCGCUGGAACGCCCUGCAACUCCGCGCCGCAUUGUUCGAUAGUUCCACGCCUGAUGAGCGCUGGGUGUAUGCUUCUCCGCCGGCAUAUCCGGUAGAUGUAGCCGAGGAUGUGGUGGUGAUUGUGAAGACCGGGUUUGGUACGCGGGAGAGGGUGCCGGCGUGGUUGGAUGCGUUGGGGAGGGGGAAUGAGUUUAGGGAUUUUUUGGUUAUUGCGGAUUCGGAGGGGAUGAUUGAUUAUGAUAAGGGGAAGGGGGAGGAGAAAGGGUUGAAGGUGCAUGAUGCGGUGGGGUAUUCGGUGCAGUUGCAUUUGAGGGGGUGGGAGGGACAUCCGAGGGUGGUGAAGUAUCGGGAGUUGACGGAGGCGAUUUAUCGGGGGGAUGAGAAGGUGGCGUUGGAGUUGUGUAGGAGGUUUGGGUGGGAGUUGGAUUCUAUGAAGUUCAUAUCCGGCCUGGAAAUGGCCUUCCAAAAGUACCCCCACAAGCAUUGGUACCUCCUCGUCGACGACGACACCUUCAUCAUCCAACCCUCUCUCAAACCCCUCCUCGCCCACCUCAACCCCAGCCAACCCCACUACCUCGGCAACGCCGUCGGCGACUUCAAAGCCCGCUUCGCCCACGGCGGCUCCGCCGUAAUCCUCUCGCACGCCGCCAUGCGCGCCCUCAUCACCAACCAACGCGCCCUCGCCUCCGUCUACCUCGACUCCCUCGACGAAACCUGGGGCGACCGCCUGCUCGCCAAAGCCCUUCUUAAAUUGGGAAUCCACCUCGACGAGUCCUACAGCCACCUGUUCAACGGUGAGCCGCCGACGCUGACCAAGAUCCGCGCUGAUCGACUGUGCUCGCCGCUGGUGUCGUUUCACAAGCUGCCGUCGCCGGCGGCUAUGCGCGAGGUGGGGGAGUACUUUCGGAAUGUCAGCAAGCCGGUGAUUUGGAAUGAUUUGUGGGACGUGUAUGGUCAGACGCCGCCGUGGAAGCAGAGCAGCCCGGAGACGAUGCGGAGGGACUGGGACCAUGUUGGCGAGCCGGAUGAGUCGACGUUGGUUAUUUCUGGUGUGCAGAGUGCGGAGGCGUGUGAGAGGCAGAUGAAGCGAAGGGCGAAGAGCUCGUUGGCGUGGUCGUGGGAUGCGGAGAGUCGGGUUUGUCAUGUUAGCCAUUGGAUGAUCUUGGGGGGGCCGAAGAAGGGGGUUGUGUCGGGGGUCAAUGUCCCGAGAGCGAGGCGGUUGGAGACGUAUUGCCUCCAGUAUUAG